Messenger RNA from Candidozyma duobushaemuli, 1746 nucleotides. RefSeq lists its product as uncharacterized. Bases 1 to 1746 code for a protein of 581 amino acids. NCBI's taxonomy places the organism in Eukaryota, Fungi, Ascomycota, Pichiomycetes, Serinales, Metschnikowiaceae. Gene Ontology annotation, biological process: retrograde transport, endosome to Golgi. The record is from RefSeq and is a predicted model, not a curated record. The transcript has a single exon. Gene Ontology annotation, cellular component: membrane; Golgi apparatus.
AUGCUUCCCAAACUCACCGGAGCUAUUGUGGGUCUCCUCACAUUAUCCGCUGUAACCGUGGCCAAUCGAGUUCCAUUUGACGAAAACGACAAUGCCCAAGUCUGUGAGGGAAUGUAUUCCAAGAAAGACUGGGGUGGCAGUAUCCAUCCUCAGAUUCAAUUGAAGCUUGAAAAGUUUGGAAGCCAUAAGUAUGAUAAGAAGAAUCCCGAGGCAAAUCAGGAUGGUGAUACCCGUGUCAGUUAUGUCGUUUUUGAGUACAAGGAUAUCGUCCACCUAGGAAAGACCAACAAGGCUGGUCGUAGAAAGUACAUCUGUGACACUAGCGCCAUCGCCGAAGGCUUGUGUGAAGAUAAGUCAGAGGGCAAAUUUAUCGUGAACAGUGAUAUCACCAACACCACGGUCCAGACUGCUCAAUUGACGCAUUUGGGACCAGGAAAGAUCAACUACUCUGUUGACCGGACCGGCUACUACUGUGUGGCAACAUACAGUGAUACGAACUCCAAAUAUAAGGGUGUGGUCAAUUUCCAGAACGCUUUCGGCCAUUUGAGUGCCUCCGAGAUUCCGAAGUUGCCGGCUUAUGGUAUUCUUACCCUUAUGUACGCCGUCGUGUUAGCUUUGUUCGGAUUCCAGUUCUUCAAAAAGAGAAACCAGAACCAGAUCUUGCCAUUGCAGAGGUACUUGUUGGCAAUGCUUGGAUUCUUGACUUUCGACACUUUGGUUGUAUGGUCUUACUACGACUUGAAAAAUAGAACCGCCAACCAGAAGAAUGGGUUUGUCAUCUUUUACACGGUUUUCUUGUCGUUCUUGAAUGCGGGCAAGAUGACUUUCUUUUUCUUCUUGCUUUUGUGUAUUGGUCUCGGAUACGGUGUUGUCAAGUUGAAGUUGCCCAAGAAGAUUAUGUUCCGUUGUAAGCUUCUUGCGGCUUUCCAUUUUGCUGCUUCCAUGUUCUACCUUGUCAUGACAUACGUGAGAUCCUCUGAAAACUCGUUGUCUUCCAACAACAGCGUUUCCUCAGACAACUAUGGUGCCAGCAUCUGGGACAUUAUCCCAAUGAUUCCAGUGGCAGUGACUAUGACCGCAUUCUACGUGAGCAUCUUGACUUCUAUUCGUGGUACUACGGCAAACCUCCAUAAACAGCGCCAGGUGAUCAAGUUACAGCUUUACGAGAACUUGUUCCGUAUCAUUUUCCUCUCCGUGUUCCUUUCCAUGGGUGGAUUGGUACUUUCUAGUUUCAUCAUUUUGAGUUUGUCCACGACAGAUGUAAUUGAGGAGCACUGGAAGGGAUCAUACUUUUUGUUCGACUUCUGGCCAAGUAUCGUGUUCUUCUUGGUAUUCCUCGGAGUCUCGUGGCUCUGGAGGCCAACUGAGACGAGUUACAUGUUGGCCGCUUCUCAACAGCUUGCCACCGAUGGUGGCGAGGAAGGCGAGCACACUGGGGCUCAAGGUCAUGAGUUCGAAUUGGAUGACAUCUCGUUGAUGAGCCAUAGCGAUGACGAGAACAACCUCGGAAGAGAUAGUUUUGAGUUGCAAAACCUGAAUAUUCCUAGUGAAGCACCUCCAAACUACGAGGAAGACGACGCUGUUCACAAAAGAGACCUGCUUCAUGGCGAAGCUGGUAAGUCAAGCAAUACCCUCUUCGAGUUGGGAGAUGAUGACGACGACCGCCAGCACGGUAGUAGCACCGGUCGCGAGGAAUACGAGCCUCUUGAUGACGACGACGAGUCUGAUGAUCGCUUGAAAAAAUAG